CAACGCCUCUCCAGACUCCUCCAUCAACGAUAUCUUUCUCUUUACUAUGUCUUCUAUGACUAUUUCCAUGCCCAACACAUGCAUAUACCCAGAGGUUGUGCAGACCAUGCCUGAAAAGGUACCCAUGAUGCUUGCUGGCAAGAAAAUGCCUAAUGAGGACCAUUGGCUUGACUGGACAACAUGCUGUCACACCUACUUCACCAACAAGGAGACCUUGAAGGCUGAGAACUAUGUCACCAAUGUCGCUGGUGGUAUCAAGUCCCGCUGUGUAGCACUAUGGUACCAGGCCAAUCAUGUCAAGCUCAACAAGCUAUCUUUCAAGGAAUUCCUCUCCAAGUGCACUGGUUCCUUUGCCAACCUUGUGAACACGAUGAUCAAUGAUAAUAGCACCCUUACCAGUUCUACCUAUCACCUCGAUGACAGCCAACUACGCACUCAACUCAAGCUUGCUAUGGACCCCCUCCUAUGUUCUAAAGUGGACAAAAAUGAGAAGAUCUCUGCUGAAAAAGACCUUGAUCUUUGGGUCGAUCUUGUUGUCAUCACCGAUAAAAAACGUACCUGUGAAAGGGAAGCCCAUCAACUUGAAGUAGAAGAAGCCACACAGAAGAUCCUCAACAAUGACAAAAAGAGGUCUGCAUCUGCAGCAGGGCUUACAGAUGUGUCUCACUCAGGAUCAAACCCAGCCCAAUCAUCUUCUUCCAAUCCUGCACCAAUUCCUUCUUACUCUGGCUGUCCAAGGCUUCCUCAAAUCACUGAGACGGAAUUCAGCUAUCACACUCUCACUCAGGCUGAUGUGGACAAUGCUCAUAAUGCAUUACCUAUGAACCAUCCCCUCAAAUUUGCACAACCAAACCCUCCCAUCACUGCUACCUAUGUCUCUGCUCCCCCACAAUACAAUGUGGCACCACCUGCACCACAAAUUGUACACUCUCAUACCUACCCCCCCUUAUACCCUCAGCCUGCUGUGGCAGCUGCUGUGACUGCUACAGCUGACCUUCCUGCACCCACAGCAGCAUGCCUCCCACCAAACGACCUGAAACAGUCAAUGCUUGAUGCAUGGUUCACACUUAAUGAGGCAUCCCUGGACUCAAAUGACUCUAGAUUUGUGAGUACUUCGCCUGUUGCUGCUGUCUCUUCUCCUUCUGUGCCUACUACCUCUACUUCUGUCCCCUUUUUACUACCUCAUCUCUUUUGGCAUUGUGCCAUCGAUGAUCUGGCCUCUCCUUUCUCUCGUCACAAUCUUGACCUUGAUUUGCCUGUGACUCAACCUUGGUCCUCCUGGGCAAAGACUGCACCUGCUGCCACCAUGCUUCAAAUCACUAUGGACAGUGCCAUAUUGGAUGCCAUCUGGGUGGAAUACAAGGAUGAUGAGUUCUGCAAAAAGUUGGCAUCCACAGAUACCUGUAACCCACUAGUCUGA
Desarmillaria tabescens is the source of this 1420-nucleotide messenger RNA. RefSeq lists its product as uncharacterized. Bases 47 to 1420 code for a protein of 457 amino acids. The record is from RefSeq and is a predicted model, not a curated record. Lineage: Eukaryota; Fungi; Basidiomycota; Agaricomycetes; Agaricales; Physalacriaceae. The transcript is spliced from 4 exons.